AAGCAUAUGCAUAAUCAAAUUUUUGGCUGUUUAUAUUUCUCUGUGCAAAACAAAAAAUUUUACAAAUUUAAUAUUCAGAAAGAAGCUACUGAUGAUAAUAUUUCAUAUAAGUAGGAUAUUACCUAAAAAGGACAUAUAGAAUAAAUUUUCAAAAAUCUAUUAUGGGGGAGUCGAAACAGUCAUAUCCAAGAAUAUAUAAUAAAAUAGUAUUGACUUUAGAAAAUAGUUUACUACCUGAGGAAAAAUUGGAAGAAACCCCAUCUGGAUUAGAUGGGUUGGACAAAGAGACAGAAAAAGAUUUAAGAAUUUUGGGAUGCGAAUUAAUACAAUCAGCUGGUAUCUUACUACGACUUCCACAAGUAGCAAUGGCUACUGGUCAAAUAUUAUUUCAACGCUUUUAUUACUCAAAAAGUUUUGUACGACAUAAUAUGGAAACAGCAGCAAUGAGUUCUCUUUGUUUGGCAUCGAAAAUUGAAGAGGCUCCCCGUCGAAUCAGGGAUGUUAUUAAUGUGAUUCAUCACAUCAAACAAGUUCGAGCCCAAAAAGAUAUUUUACCAAUGAUACUUGAUGAAACAUAUACUAAUAUGAAGAAUCAGGUCAUUAAAGCUGAACGACGAAUUCUAAAAGAAUUAGGAUUUUGCGUUCAUGUUAAACAUCCCCAUAAAUUAAUUGUGAUGUACUUACAAGUUCUUGGUUAUGAAAAGCAUAAAGAUCUUAUGCAAAUGGCAUGGAAUUACAUGAAUGAUUCACUUCGUACAGAUGUUUUCAUGAGAUAUCAACCCGAAACAAUAGCUUGUGCAUGUAUUUAUUUAACAGCAAGGCGACUUGACAUUCCAUUGCCCAACAAUCCACCUUGGUUUGGAAUUUUUAAAGUUAGUGAGAGUGACAUAAUUGAUAUUUGUUACCGUGUUGAAGAACUUUAUAAGAGACAAAAGCCUAAUGUUGAAAAAUUAAACGAAGUUGUUGAUAAAUUAAAAAAAAAGUACAUGGAAUCAAGAAACAAAACAAAAGAACAAAAUACACCACCUGCUGUAACAACUGUUGAUCGUAACAAUGGAUCCCACAAUGCUUGGGGUGGUUUUAUUCAAAGAGCUUUACCAUUACCAACACAAACAGAAACUAAAACUAAAUUAAAACAUUCAAAAUCAAAAACUCCAGAAUCAAGAUCAGGAAGUCGUUCAAGGUCAAGGUCCCGUUCAAGAUCCAAAUCUAAAUCAGCUUCAGUUUCCGAUGAUUACAAACGUUCAUUCAAAAAAUCUCGAAACAAGAAAAAAUCAAGACACUAUUCAAGAUCUUUAUCACCAUCAUCAUCACCGCAUUCUAAGCAACGCAACAGAUCCCGUAUUUUUAGAGAACGAGAUCAAGUGAGUGGUGCUAAAGAAAGAGAAAAGGAAUUUAGACGCAAAGGAAAAGAAUUUCGCUCUUCAAAACAUGAAAGUUAUUCAUCGAGUAGAAGUAGUCAUCACAGCGGCAAACAUAGAGAUCGGUCUAGAGAUAGAAAGCGUUGAUUUUAUACUUUAUGUCAACAAUAGUAUACACAAGUGUAUUUUAAAAUGUAAUAAUUAUAAAAAAGCAUUGUUUGUAAGUAUGUAGGUAUAACGUUUUGCGUUAACUAAAACAAUAAUAUAGAUUUAUAUUUUACUAGUUAGGUAGGUAGGUAAGAACCUGCAUACCAACUUUUAAAAACAAAAUUUCUUAAUGCUUAUUUAAGAACAAUGUGUUCUUUACUAUUACAAGAUGGAAACAUUUAUUUUUUAAAAUUAAAUAAAAAUGCAGCAAAAAUAUAAUGUA
Messenger RNA from Condylostylus longicornis, 1791 nucleotides. Its product is annotated as cyclin-L1. The transcript has a single exon. Gene Ontology annotation, molecular function: cyclin-dependent protein serine/threonine kinase regulator activity. Gene Ontology annotation, biological process: regulation of transcription by RNA polymerase II. Bases 162 to 1508 code for a protein of 448 amino acids. The record is from RefSeq and is a predicted model, not a curated record. Gene Ontology annotation, cellular component: nucleus. NCBI's taxonomy places the organism in Eukaryota, Metazoa, Arthropoda, Insecta, Diptera, Dolichopodidae.